UCCUGUGUGGUCCUGGGAUACACCACGCUACCCAUAGAUUCUGUAAGCUACACAUGUGCCUGGAAUGGGCCCGCUUAUAAAGGGUUCAGCUGCUACAAUAGCUGUUUUGUUUCUGUCCGAAAUUAUAUACAAAUUAUAUUUGCACUGGGUUAGUAAACAAUGCAAGUCUUCACACAAUGAAAGAGAGAAAAAACGGGACGAAAUCAUGGAGGUUUUCUUCUUCCCAGAUAAGACCAUAGCAUGUAAAACGCACUUCCUAGGCGAGACUCCAUGCUUUAAGGAUAAAUGUAAAUAUUCUCAUGAAAAGACUUCUUUGAGCGAGCUAUAUCGCCACCUUAGCAGUUGCCGACGCACCAUGGAUGUGUGUGUGUUCGUCUUGACUUGUGCGGAUCUUGCUGACAUUAUUGUUACCAUGCAUCGCCGUGGAGUCGUCGUCCGUAUCAUCACCGAUGACGAGCAGGUCAACAUCAGCGGCUCACAAAUCUGGCGUUUCAGAAAGGAAGGAAUCAUGGUCCGAACUGACAAUUCUUCCUACAACAUGCAUCAUAAAUUUGUGGUAGUAGACUGCCAGCUGCUUAUCAAUGGCUCCUUCAAUUGGACUCGUCAAGCCAUCACUGGAAACCAAGAAAAUGUCUUUGUAACUAACAACAGCAAGAUCACUAAAUCAUUUUUAGAAGAAUUCGAAAAACUCUGGGAGCAAUUUGAUCCUAAAAACCAGCAUAGAACGUAAAAGUUAGCUUCUUUCCACAUCUUUGGAUUAAGUGAAGAAACUGCUUAGUUUUGGACAAUUGCAGGCAGAUUCUUUGUGACAGCAAGCAUCAGCUGGCUUUGAGCAAUUCCAUCGUCAUUUUCAUAAACCAUUGUCUUUUGGAAGUCAACAGUUGCAUCCAAAAAGUUCACUUUUUUACAUCAUUGUGGAAACCAAUUUUGUCGUUUGUUGAAUUUGUCUUUUGCAUGUGUAUGUGUGUGUGCUGUCUUGGGAUUAGCUUUUUUAUUAUUGUGGAACAGAUUUUUCUCAAGGAAAGAAAAUGGACUUUAUUUUAUUAAAGGAGAAAAAAGGACAGGAAAAAAGUCCACUACUGAAAAACAACAAUAAUAUCAAAGUGUGAUUAAUCAGAUGCAGCCAGUCUCUUAUUAUGUUUCACUUGCACUUGAAAGAAUUGAUGCCACUGAAGUCCUACUGAUGUUUGCGAGGAGAUAUGGAAGUAUAGGUUUGUUUAAAACAAUUGACUGAGUGAUAUUUGAAGUGUAUCACCUGUUGUUGAUACUGGCAAAAGUACCUUAAACAUCAAGCUUCCAUAGAUCAUGACAUGAAAAAGUGUGCUAUAUGAUUUGUAACAUCAUCUUUUUAUGUUAUGGUACAACAACUUAAUAAAUAGAAGUAAACAAUAAUUAUAGUACAGCAUUCAAAUCUUGCAGCAUAAAUUUUUGUAACUGAAA
Molecule: messenger RNA, 1440 nt
Organism: Pomacea canaliculata
Lineage: Eukaryota; Metazoa; Mollusca; Gastropoda; Architaenioglossa; Ampullariidae
Product: mitochondrial cardiolipin hydrolase-like
Exons: 2
Coding region: 65-730 (221 amino acids)
Biological process (GO): piRNA processing
Cellular component (GO): mitochondrion
Molecular function (GO): metal ion binding; RNA endonuclease activity producing 5'-phosphomonoesters, hydrolytic mechanism
Source: RefSeq, a predicted model, not a curated record